This is a messenger RNA of Acanthoscelides obtectus, 1346 nucleotides long. The record is from the annotation of a GenBank genome assembly. Lineage: Eukaryota; Metazoa; Arthropoda; Insecta; Coleoptera; Chrysomelidae.
CAUAAGCACAGCACAGUUUAUAGAUAUUAAAUUCUUACGAGAUACCCCGAUUAUCAGUAUGUGCUAUAUGAACUCUAUAGAAUUUGGAGGUCACUAUUCAGAAUGACACUAAUAACAUCCCACAUUUUAAAGAUCAUGAUUGUAACAAGACUAAUUUUAUCAUUACUACGUUUCCAUGGUCUUCAAGUCUUCAAUCAUUUUAUCAACCACUUAUAUCGGUGACUUAUCUCCAGGAAUCUAUACUAUACAUGCAGUAUAAAAAUUCGAUUCAGAAAGAUUUUGAAUUUACUUCAGAGAGGGACUAGAAAAAAUAUGAAGCUUCUUAUAGUUAUAUUUACCGUAAUAAUUCCUACGAUCUAUUGCCUCUCUGAUCAGGAAGAAUGGCAACAAUUCAAGACGCAACAUGGUAAAACCUACAGAAGUCUCCUUGAGGAAAAGAGACGUUUCGAUAUCUUCAAGUCCAACAUCCGAAUGAUAGAUGAACAUAACCAGAGGUUCAACAAUGGCGAGGAAACCUUCGAGAUGAGAAUGAACCAAUUUGGCGACAUUUCUCAGGAAGAAUUUCGUCAAAUGAUGAGCUUGCAGGAAAACCAAAUUCCGGAUCGCGGCGAUAACUUCGCAUUAUUCGAAGACAAUGAAGAACUACCGAAAGAAGUAGAUUGGAGAGCAAAGGGCGCUGUCACCACAGUGAAGGAUCAAUCGCUUUGUGGUGCUUGUUGGGCCUUUAGUGCGGUAGGAGCUAUCGAAGGUGUAAUUUUCCUGAAGAAUGGCAUACUAGAAUCUUUAAGUGUUCAAAAUCUUAUAGACUGUGCAGGAGCUGCGUACGACAACGAGGGAUGUGAUGGAGGGUUGAGGACCAACGCUUUCAACUACGUAAUAAAUCGUGGAGUGCUCACAGAUAAAGAGUACCCGUACACAUCCUAUACUGGCAAAGAGGGAAAAUGCAAGAAGCAAGGGGGAGUCAAGAUCAGCGGUUAUAAGGAUAUUCCAGAAGGGGAUGAACAGGCUCUAGCAAAAGCUAUUGCGUUAAUAGGACCAGUCUCUGUGGGAGUGGACGCCAGUCACAUGCAAUUCUACUCUACAGGAGUAAUAACCAAGAAAUCCGGUUGCAAAAACGAACUUGGCGAUUUGCACCAUGGUGUUCUUGUGGUUGCAUAUAGUGAAGAAUACUGGGUCAUAAAGAACAGCUGGGGAAGUUCUUGGGGAGAAGAAGGAUACUUCAGGCUGAAGAGAAAUGACGGAAACACUUGUGGUGUUGCCACAAGAGCUUCCUAUCCCACUUUGGAUUAAGAUUCUUUUUAUUCUUUGAAUUAAUCUUAAAAUAAACGUCUUUACUAGUUUUUUGA